Suillus clintonianus is the source of this 1772-nucleotide messenger RNA. RefSeq names its product UFD1-domain-containing protein. The record is from RefSeq and is a predicted model, not a curated record. Gene Ontology annotation, molecular function: polyubiquitin modification-dependent protein binding. Gene Ontology annotation, cellular component: VCP-NPL4-UFD1 AAA ATPase complex. The coding region runs from base 131 to 1507 and encodes 458 amino acids. The transcript is spliced from 6 exons. Lineage: Eukaryota; Fungi; Basidiomycota; Agaricomycetes; Boletales; Suillaceae.
GAAAGCAACGUUGACUCUAACUCCUUUCUCUAACUUCACGAUCUCGCUUUCAGAUGGACUUUGUGUGUGCAUAUCAUAACAGACGAUCAACGCAACUGAUCAUUUUCUAUAGUUUGACGAUCAUGAUGGCAUGGCAGGUGGCCCAGGGGGUCUUUUCGCUCAGUUUGCCCAAGGAUUUGGGGUUCCUAUGGGCUCUCGUAACCGGCCAAAUCCUCGGUCGUAUAGUGUGUACUUGAAGGCCUACAGUGUCGCGAUGCUUCCUGGCCGGGAGCGAGAGAAUCUCUCCUACGGAGGAAAGAUUAUUAUGCCUCCAUCAGCUCUCGCACACUUGACCCACCUCGAUCUCGAGGGACCUUGGAUGUUUCAGCUCACAAACGCGACCAAUCCGGCCGCAUCCACGCAUGCAGGUGUACUCGAGUUUAUCGCUGAAGAGGGCAUAGUCCACCUUCCGUACUGGAUGAUGAAGACGUUGCGUCUCAAUGAAGGCGACCCAAUUCGCAUAACUGGUGCUGAACUACCGAAGGGCAAGUUCGUCAAGCUACAGGCACAAUCUACACAUUUCCUUGAAAUAUCAGAUCCAAAAGCUGUGCUCGAGCAAUCCCUGCGAAACUUCACUGCGCUCACUCAAGGUGAUAUAGUUGAAAUAUACUACAACUCAAUCAUCUUCGGCUUUCUUGUGAUGGAGACAACACCCGGUGGAGGUGGCAUCAACGUGCUAGAUACUGACCUAGAGGUCGACUUUGCUCCCCCGGUCGGUUACGUAGAGCCUGAGCGUCCGAAACCCGCCCCGCCUUCCACUAUGGCAUCCAAAUUGAAGAUCGACCUCAAUUCAUCGAGUCCCGGUUCCUCGCGACCAUCAUCAUCACUAGGUGGUGGUUUUGUUGCUCCUAGUGGAACGGCUGUAAGCAAAGGCGGCGAUCAUUGGGAGAGUUUCAAGGGCAAGGGAGAAACUCUCGCUGGUCGGAAGACGAAAGGCAAGGGCAUCAGUCAUCGGGGAGUCGAAGCAGUAGGCGGAGAUAGUAAGAUCAUCAGGACUGACCAACAGAAGAUAAUCAACAACAGUUCCACUGAGGCAGAAGUCAAGGUUCCCGCCGCACUCAAUCUUCCAUUUGGGAAGCUGUUCUUUGGCUUUAAUGUCGUCCCAUACACCCCACCGGAACCCAAGGCUCCUUCCUCUCCUUCCGCUCCUCCCCCUUCGGCUCCCUCUUUCUCAGGUUCGGGUAGUACCCUCACAGGCCGGCCAAUAACAUCACCCCCAGAUGCGAAAGGGAAGGAGAAGGAGAAUGCAUCUGCAAAGUCGCAACCGAGCGAGAAGUCUUGGGGGGCUGGCAAUACGUUAGGUUCCUCCCGGUCUACCCACAUUCCACCUAGCUUCCGUGGGCGUGAUCUUGGUGCUGCUGGAGGUGGUCCACUUACCCGGCAAACAAAAGCACAACCAAAGCGACGUAGUCCGACGCCGGAUUGGGGUGUGGACGACGACGACAUGAUUGACAUUGACUGUGAUUGAAUUGAUGGUGGUUGUAAGUUAGUUAAUUCCACAAGGUGGAGAAGGUCAGAGGAUGGUUCGUUUGUAGAGGAUAAGUUGUACGUAGAUACUCGGGCGAUGUAUAAUUCAUGAAAGUGAGCAGAUCGACAGGCCUGGGCUAACGUCACAACAUGACAACCCCGACACCCUUUCCUGGCUCUACAUCGCCAACGGCUGAAACGCCUGCCAGAGGCGCUGCUCUCCAGUUGUACAAGUAGAAGUUCAGGAGACCAUCCCCGGCGCCGAA